Messenger RNA from Salvia splendens (bonfire salvia), 393 nucleotides. RefSeq lists its product as uncharacterized. The record is from RefSeq and is a predicted model, not a curated record. Bases 1 to 393 code for a protein of 130 amino acids. NCBI's taxonomy places the organism in Eukaryota, Viridiplantae, Streptophyta, Magnoliopsida, Lamiales, Lamiaceae. The transcript has a single exon.
AUGGAAUCGAAGCAUUUCAGCCACAUCCACGGCCUGGUCUUCCACUGCUCCGGUUGCAGAUCCUCGGGCUCUGGCAACGUCUACGCCUGCUGGAAGUGCAACUACUUCUUGCACGAACACUGCUUCCGCGCAAGCCGGUCCCUCACGCACCCUGCCCACCCCCACCACCCCCUCACCUUGAUGUCAUAUCCCACCUACCCUUCCACCCAAUUCUUCUGCAACUCUUGCAACCUCGUUGGGAGCGGCUUCUGCUACUGCUGCUCGGAAUGCGACUUUGAUGUCCAUGUUCAUUGCGCGCACACGGCCGCGCCUCCGCUCCUCUCGGGCUCUGCUAGCGUCCCUCUUCCUAGUUUCAAUGGCGCUCAUCCCUUCCCAAGUUAUGUCCCCUCCUAG